UCAGUCGGGCCGAUCCCAAGAAAACACAGAUGUUGACCGGACUUCAGGAAAGACGCUUCACAUGCAAGGGAGAGGUGACGCGUCCCACGCCGGAGUGCACGCAUGGCCACUGGGAUCGCGCGUGGGCGGAGCUUCGCGCAGCAGGUUUGUGUGCGUCUCUCUGUCUGUAGCGGUGAGACAGAAGAUCACGGGAGCAAAUGAGAGCGGAGAGACGGACCGAAUACGCGACGGAGAACCGGAGAGUCUGAUUCGGGAAAUUACACGCGUGUUUUGGACAGAGACUUUUCACCGCUGAAGAUGUCAGACAACGGGGAAGUAGAAGACAAGCCGCCGGCUCCGCCCAUGAGGAACACCAGCACCAUGAUUGGCUCGUCCAGUAAAGAUUCAGGCCCGCUCAAUCACGGCUCCAAACCGCUGCCGCCCAACCCGGAGGACAAGAGGAGAAAAGAAGGUUUCAUCCGAUCCAUACUCACCGGAGGAGGAGACAAGACGAAUAAAAAGAAGGAACGUCCAGAGAUUUCUCUGCCCUCAGACUUUGAGCACACAAUCCACGUCGGAUUUGAUGCUGUCACGGGUGAAUUCACAGGAAUGCCAGAACAGUGGGCGCGCUUACUCCAGACGUCCAACAUCACCAAACUAGAACAGAAGAAGAAUCCCCAGGCCGUUCUCGAUGUCCUUAAAUUCUACGACUCUAAAGAAACAGCCAACAGUCAGAAAUACAUGAGCUUUACAGAUAAAAGUGCAGAUAACUGUAGCUCUUCAAAUGCAAUGAACUCCAAGACUGUUUCUGAGACCCCUGCGGUGGCGACCGUCUCUGAGGAUGAGGAUGAAGAUGAAGCCACGCCUCCACCCACGAUCGCUCCUCGCCCCGAGCACACCAAAUCUAUAUACACGCGCUCUGUCAUUGAACCUCUUCCUCCUCCUCUGUCCGCCAAAGAUGCUCCCACUUCACCCGUCACCAGCGCGGUCGCAGAGGGUGGCAGCCCCACCCCGACAUCCUCCACCACCGCCACCCCCCCUGCUCCCUCCACCCCACAAAACACAGAUAAGACACGCAAGAAAAAGAUGUCCGACGAGGAAAUACUGGAAAAACUGCGUAGUAUAGUCAGUGUGGGUGACCCAAAGAAGAAAUACACACGAUUUGAGAAGAUUGGCCAAGGAGCGUCUGGUACAGUAUACACAGCCAUAGACAUCGCCACAGGACAAGAGGUGGCCAUCAAACAGAUGAACCUUCAGCAACAGCCCAAGAAAGAGCUGAUCAUCAAUGAGAUUUUGGUCAUGAGGGAAAACAAGAACCCUAAUAUCGUGAAUUACCUGGACAGUUACCUGGUGGGGGAUGAGCUCUGGGUGGUGAUGGAGUAUCUGGCCGGAGGUUCUCUAACUGAUGUGGUCACGGAGACGUGUAUGGAUGAAGCACAGAUAGCGGCCGUCUGCCGGGAAUGUCUACAAGCCCUGGAGUUUCUGCACUCAAAUCAGGUCAUCCACAGAGACAUCAAGAGUGACAACAUUCUCCUGGGCAUGGACGGCUCCGUCAAACUCACUGAUUUUGGCUUCUGCGCUCAGAUCACACCUGAGCAGAGCAAGAGGAGCACAAUGGUCGGGACGCCGUACUGGAUGGCUCCGGAGGUCGUGACUCGCAAGGCCUACGGACCGAAAGUGGACAUCUGGUCGUUGGGUAUCAUGGCUAUCGAGAUGAUCGAGGGUGAACCACCGUACCUCAACGAAAACCCACUGAGGGCUCUUUAUCUCAUCGCCACCAAUGGAACCCCGGAGCUUCAAAACCCAGAGAAACUCUCCUCUGUGUUCAGAGACUUCUUAACCCGCUGUCUGGAGAUGGACGUAGAGAAGAGAGGUUCUGCUAAAGAUCUUUUACAGCAUCAGUUCCUGAAAGUGGCGAAGCCUCUGUCCAGUCUCACACCGUUGAUUAUAGCAGCUAAAGAAGCGGCCAAGAACAACCGCUAGUCCCCCGGGAAGGGCCCCGGCCUCACCUCUCCUCUGUCCCAAACCCCCAGAGCGCCCCAUCAUCUGUAUCUCUCUCUUGUCCCGGUCAGGGGCUCUUGUGGUGAGGUGUUACCCAACACUCGCCCUUUACAUCUACUGUUAGGGUCAGAGGGGGUCUGCGGUCACCGCUGUGGUCACAGAGGUCACUAAAACGACCCGAAUGAUGACAUCACUGGAAAUAGAGUACUAAUGGGUCACAGUGCCUCAGGCCCAAAGGAUUCUGGGGGAUUUGCCCCUUUAUUUUCACCAGAGAGAGAGAGGGAUGGUCUCUUUCUCUGGAUCUCUCUGUUUGUUUAAUUUUUGGAAUUCGUUUGUUUUUGUGUUUAAUGUUGGAUCAUGAAAGUGAUGUUUUCUUUUUUCGUCAUUUUACAACUUUUUUAAGAUGUUUUCUGUGCGUUUUUGUGUGUGAGAGAGUGUGUGUGUGUGUUCACAUUGGGUUAUAGAUUAACUGAGAUUGUAUGGUACGUUUGCACUGCGAUCAUAUCGAAUUAAAAAAGUCACAAACUGUGGAGAGUAAAUCUGGGACGGAACGGAUUCACAUUAUUAAUAUUGAAAAUCAAUGAGCUGAUGAAGGUUCUCUACGAAGGAUGCCUGUGCAUGAAGAGACUGAACAUUUUACCCUCCCGUGACCCCUCAACAGAUUAAAAAUACAAAAUCAAACCGUGUUCGUCGCAUAAAGAUCUUUUGUGUCUAAUAUUAAAGUUAAAGAAAUGGGAAAGUAAACAUUUUCGUUGCAUUAAUGUAACCUUUGGCCUUAAACCUUGACACGGAUGGUACAAUGAUUUUUAAAGAUGGCACAAGCGUUCGUGAUGCAAUCUGUUAUUAUUUUGAUUCUCCCAGAGGACUAAAGGGAUUUGUGAAGACGAUUACAUUUCCUGUAAACAAUCACAAUCUAUCUAUGCGAGCCAUAAACUGUUUAUAAGGCCUUUUGAUGAUCAAAAAUCUCCAUGAAACGGGACAAAUAAACUUCAGAAUUAGUCAAAGUGUCGUGUUGACUUUUUUGUAAGCGUCAGCUUCUUAAGUACUCUUAAGCUUGAUAUAAAAUAUCCUGUAGCUUAGUAUAACUAGAAAGAUGUUUAUCAUAACAAAAAAUUACCAAACACACAAAAAAAUGUUGUUUAAUGUCUGCACAGCACAAACAUUGUACUCAAGAUAGAUUUGCUUUGGUUUAUUUUAUAUAACUCUGGUAACAUACGGUAGAUGAACACAGGGGUGCUGUAAUAAAAUACUUGCAAUGACUGUAAGCUCCAAAAAAACUUCUUAAAUGGUUUAGUUAGGUGGCGACUCUUAUCUUGUGCAGUUAGACAUGGGCUGGUUAACCAUUCCAAGGUAUACCGUGUCUUUAAAGAGUCAAGCUUUCAAAACCACGAAAACCGUCCCUGAUACCGUUUCUAAGGUAAGAGCGAUGUUAACAAAUAAAAUCAUUAAGUCCUGUAAUUGAUUUGAUGUUUAUGUUUAAAGGAGUCAAAUGACAUGGCUGAAACGUAUAUUAUGGUUUGUUUUAGAUGUAAUGUAAUGUGUAAACAUGAUUUACGGUUAAAAACUCUGUAUUUUCCACAUACCGUGCAUGAUUGUAUCUCCUCUUUGCUCCUCCUCUCUGAAACGUGCAGAUUUUUUAUGGAGCUCGUGGCUCUGAAAAGCGAGGUGUCCUCUGAUUGGCCAGUUCACCGGUGUGUAGUGAUUGGUGGAAACCUGCAAGCGUGUGAAGGAAAUUUAACGCCCCUUACCAUAUUUGGAACAUCAGGUUCCUCUUCAAUUGUGCUGACAGGUACACCACCUUACCUGUGUAUACAUUUGGGCGGUCUUAGUCAAAUCAGACCACCAACUGAUGUACAUUUGUGGGGGUGUGGUUACAUGAGGUGUUUCAUUCACUUUUAGAUUGAAUGCAUCUUUUGUUCUCACACUUUCAUUUUUUUGCAAUUUUAUAUGUCUAAUACAUGCAUGGGCAACUAAUAACACACCAAAGACACAGAAAAACACAUGUUUGAGCCAUAUGACCCCUUUAAUAUAUUUUACAAAAUACUGUUUUAUUGAA
Triplophysa dalaica is the source of this 4036-nucleotide messenger RNA. It is a transcript of the gene pak1, whose product is annotated as p21 protein (Cdc42/Rac)-activated kinase 1. Gene Ontology annotation, cellular component: cytoplasm. Gene Ontology annotation, molecular function: protein serine/threonine kinase activity; ATP binding. Gene Ontology annotation, biological process: protein phosphorylation; regulation of actin cytoskeleton organization; intracellular signal transduction. The coding region runs from base 298 to 1962 and encodes 554 amino acids. The transcript has 16 exons. Lineage: Eukaryota; Metazoa; Chordata; Actinopteri; Cypriniformes; Nemacheilidae. The record is from RefSeq and is a predicted model, not a curated record.